AUGAACAGAGGGUAGAAACAAGAUGGUGGACUGUUGAUUUCGGUUAUGUAGAUGGAGAAACAGAACUAAAGAUAAGUUAGAAUCGCCUGAGUUGUAGAAGGGAGGAUCAUUGCCAGUGUGGUUAGCAGGUGAGAAGCAGUGUAGGUUGCACCGUUGUUGGUCAGGAAGAAGUCUUGUGAGGAAACUGUAGAAAGGGUGGUUCCUGUUAUCUGUAUGGGUCUGCCAUCCUCCCUACAUUGCUCUAUGCCUCAGAAACGUAGACAGUGUUACAGUGUACAGAAAACAUGCAAAGAAACUGAACCACUUCCACAUGACAUGUCUAAGAAAAAUACCGAAUGUCAAAUGGCAGGACAAAAUACCAGAUAUUGAAGUCCUUCGAAGAGCGGGUCUGCAAAGCAUCCACACUAUCCUAAUGCAGUUCCAGCUGAAUGGAAGACCGCUGCAUCCCUAAAUGACUCUUGCAUGGCCAACUAAGCGAAGGAAAACGCUCGCAAGGCGGUCAAAGAAAAUGCUCCAGGGACACCCUCAAGGCUUCUCUGAAGGCGUUCAGCAUAGACCCAGCCACCUGGGAGACAGAGGCACAUGUCAGAGCAUCAUGGCGUCGCGAUGUGAAAACUGGCGCACAGGUUGCUGAGGAAAAGAGAAAACGCUGGCAGAAGAAAAACGCCAGAGAAGAAAAGCAAAGCCAAUGACACUAGCUCCAGCUGGAAUAACCUGCCCAGUGUGCAGCCGAACAUUCCGGGCUCACAUAGGUCUCACCAGCCACAUGAGGAGGCAUAAAACCCCAGUGCAAAGCCCUCAGCCCCCUGGAUGACAAAGUGGUCUUCAUCGAACCACGAUGGACGUACUCUACUACUCUGUAUGUAGACUAUCCGGCAAUCCUCCCAACACUAGCGUUCUUGACUUUGAGACAACGAUAAGAUAAAGAGCGUUCAGACACGUGUAAUGAUACAAGUUGCCACAGUUGUGAACAUUAGUGAAGUGUUUUAACGUAUCCACAACUGAAAUGUUUUACCAUGCCAUUGAUUUCUUUCAAUUCACUCUGCUGAUCACCGAUUUUUGUGAUUACUCUUUUUAUCAAGCCUGAAUGUAAUUGAAAAUGAAUUGCGCAAAAUUCAAAGGGAGAAAAGUCAAUGCACAAGAAAAAUAAAAUAGGAUCAAAGAGAGCUUCAUUGCUGCUCCUGUCCUUAAACAGUGCAGUGCACUUCAGAUAUAACACUACAUCUUUUGUCCAACGAGCCGGUGACUUCUGUUGGCCAAUACGCCUGAACACAACCUGGACGUCUACGUCAAGGGUGGAAUGCGCCAUCAGAUGCUUGCAAAGUUACAAAGAUAACUGCAAGUGUUUUGUCUAUAGUAGAGAGACAAGCCUCUGUACGCCAUGUAGUGGACUUACUGCCAACUUGACUUACUUCACAGACGAUGGAGAUGUCUACCUAGUUGAUUCUUGUAGUCUCUAUCCAGACUUUAGCUAUCACAACUACUCUAGCGGCACCGCCACAGUCUAUGCAGCCUUUUACUCAAAUAAUUUGACCUACGCCCAGGCUGAAGACACCUGCCGCUGCAUGAAGGCUCAGCUUUUCGUGGCCAAGUCCUGGGAAAAGUUCUUAGUGUUUGCCUCCAUGGCUGACUCUGCGCUGGAAUACUGGAUAGGUCUGGACGAUAGGGCACAAGAAGGAAACUUCGUCUGGGCAGACGGACAGGAGAUCAAUUCGUCUCUGGAGUCUAUGAUGUUUGCAACCGACCAGCCAGACAACGGUGACUACGGGCCCGAAAACUGUGUAUACAAACUUAAAAGUGGUGCAGACGAAAACCCAGUUCUAAAUGAUGGGUUCUGUGAUCUUCACUUGCCAUACGUUUGUGAGAAACCCCAAUGCUAACGAUGUGUGAGUUUUUAGUUAGCAUAGCAUAAAUAAUCCAUAACUCUAUAGAAGAAAGUAGUCUACUCGAGAAAAACAGUCAAGUCUAAAUACACGUUAUAUAGUGGACAUCAAAACUAGAAAGAUAACAGCCUAGUCUAGACCAGUGUUUACACAGUAAAUUGAAACGUAAUACCUUUAACUGACUUUUACGAAUCUACUACCGGAGUAUUUACUUGUUUUAGAAACAUUACUAAUAUUGUAUUACAGAUGCGUGUAGCAGUCCAAGUUGCAUUGACUUCCUCAAGGUUAAGGACAGUCUACAAUUAGAGAUAUAUGUGUAAUACACUUCUUUCUUAUUAAAAUUCAAUGAGAGUUGUUUCUCUUGACAACUGUGAAAGAAUGCUUUUAUUUAAAUAAUUCUGAUCUCACUUACUUAAAUUAGGAAUAAUAUAUAGGAUUUCCAUUUUAUAAAAGCAUAAAUGAAGUUUUCUUUGAAUGUAUCUGUAAAUAUAUAGAGACACAUUUAUUUUAAGACUUACUAUUAUCUUAUAUUUUGAUUUCUAGCUAGAAUCAUUACUAACAUAUUUUUUGAAAUCAUGUAGGGCUCAACUACUUUUCGAAUCAAAUAUUUGUGGUGCUCACCUAUUUGUUUAUUUCUAGCCAGCAUCAUUUGUAACAAAACUAUUUACUCUAAUGUCAAAGGAUUUUUCUUUCACUGUCUAUAAAAUGUUAUCAUUUACAUUGUGGUUCAACUCUUUUCAAACACCAAUAUAUGAAAAAUAAUUUAAAAAAUAAAUAAAUAU
Molecule: messenger RNA, 2665 nt
Organism: Biomphalaria glabrata
Lineage: Eukaryota; Metazoa; Mollusca; Gastropoda; Planorbidae
Product: brevican core protein-like
Exons: 5
Coding region: 1134-1880 (248 amino acids)
Source: RefSeq, a predicted model, not a curated record